Molecule: messenger RNA, 1178 nt
Organism: Rana temporaria (common frog)
Lineage: Eukaryota; Metazoa; Chordata; Amphibia; Anura; Ranidae
Product: olfactory receptor 6F1-like
Exons: 1
Coding region: 83-1063 (326 amino acids)
Biological process (GO): G protein-coupled receptor signaling pathway
Cellular component (GO): membrane
Molecular function (GO): olfactory receptor activity; G protein-coupled receptor activity
Source: RefSeq, a predicted model, not a curated record
CAGUACUGAGAUACAAAAUAAAUGGUUUAUGAUGCACAGUACUUUUAUUAAAUGUCAUCCACGUUGGGUUUAGACGCACAUUAUGUAUUUCGUCGUUUCAGGGACCAUGCCAACAUCAGACCACGUUAAUCGGAGUUUAGCUUAUAUCUUCAUCAUUGUGGGUUUUGAGACCAUGAGGGACAUUGAGAUCUUUCUUUUUUCCCUUUUCUCUAUCAUGUACAUCCUUACCUUGGGGGCUCAUGUUCUUAUCAUCACACUUGUUCUAAUGGAUAACCGCCUACACAAGCCCAUGUAUCUGCUUUUGGCCAACUUCUCUUUGGUGGAGGUUCUAUACACCACAGUGACUAUUCCAAAGAUGUUGGAUGCUUUGCUGACGCGGAACAAAGAGAUCCCUUCCGCUGGCUGCCUUGCUCAGUUUUACUUUUUCUUUGCUUUUGGAGCAGCAGAGAAUUGUUUCCUGGUUGUCAUGGGCUAUGAUCGAUAUGCCGCCAUCUGCCAGCCCUUACACUAUACCAGGUUAAUGACCAGAAGGACUACCUUGGGGCUGGCACUUGCCCCAUGGAUAGUUGGGUUUAUAACAGCUGCCUGCCCCACUAUCUGGAUAUCCAGCCUUAGCUUCUGUUUCCCAAAUUACAUCGACCACUUCUUUUGUGACUACUCGCCCCUUCUGAAGCUGUCUUGUGAGGACACCUCAAGAGGUGAGUUCACAUUCUCUGUGAUAUCCUGGAGUUUAACCCUUGGCUGCUUUUCUCUCAUCAUGGUUUCUUACACUUUUAUCAUUUUCACCGUUCUGAAGAUUCCAUCUGUUGAAGGCCAGAAGAAGGCUUUUAACACUUGUGCUUCCCACCUGACCGUGGUAUUGAUCUUUAAUGGGACGAUCAUAUUCAUGUACAUACGCCCCAAUUCUCACAUCAGGUUCACUCUUGACAAGGUGGUGUCCAUCUUCUAUUGUGUGGUGACCCCUCUGAUGAACCCUAUGAUCUACUGCCUGAGAAACAAAGAGGUGAAAGGGGCCCUUAGAAAGGCUUUCAUGAGCCAAAUGAUAACAGCACAAGUUGGGUGACAACAUCUCUAGAGACUUCCGUUCUACAGACUCCAUAAUACUCUGAAAAUGAAAGACUAUCGCUUUCGGCAUGAUGAGUCCAUCAAAUUGGAAGUUAUAACUGGUCACCAUAGAC